This is a messenger RNA of Gordionus sp. m RMFG-2023, 8139 nucleotides long. RefSeq names its product protein crumbs-like. NCBI's taxonomy places the organism in Eukaryota, Metazoa, Nematomorpha, Gordioida, Chordodea, Parachordodidae. Bases 256 to 7836 code for a protein of 2526 amino acids. The transcript is spliced from 34 exons. The record is from RefSeq and is a predicted model, not a curated record. Gene Ontology annotation, molecular function: calcium ion binding.
UUUACUAAAUAAAGCUCUGAAUUUUUUUAAUAUAUAUAAGUCCCCAUUUAAAAUAUAUAUUAACGGAGGGAUUACUUAGUCCAAAUGAUGUCCUGACUUUAUCUAUUAUAUACAUACCUGAUGACACAGAAAUAUUGGUUAGUUUCAAACCCAGUCCAACCGGGGAUCAGUCUUCCUCAAUCAAAGCCUACUUUAGCAGUUAAGCCAUUCGAAAACAACAAUUUUUUAGAAUAGCAUGAAACAAUUAACAAAAUAAUGAUUGGGGGAGUUCCUAUCACUUUUCAGCAAUCGAAUUUUUUCUGUGUAUUAAUGUGCUCUAUAUACAUUUACGUAUCUUAUGCUUAUAUGCAAAAUGAUAAAGAACUCGUUAUAUUAUCGCCAAACCAAAAAUUGCAAGUUGGAAGCGUGGCAUAUUUCAAUGGAUCAUCUCAGAUAAUUUUAUAUAAAUUCUUGGAUUUGUGGUCUGGCGUUUCUUUCUCAUUUAGAACUUGUUCGAACAAAGGAAUCAUUUUGAGAUACAAUAGUAGUCAAUAUGCUGAUUCUUCGUCGUCUAAAUACGAAAAUAGUUUGAUCAAUAAUAAUGAUGAUAAUAGCAAAACGGAAAUUAAAAAUUAUAAGCUCUUUAGGAGAAAAAAUGGUAAGAAUAUGAAAGAUAGAUCCAACACAAAAUUUUUCAACAAAAUUUAUUUGGAAUUGCAGCUAAACAAAUGGGGAUAUAUCAACGUAUCAGUAAUCUUGAAUACGAAUUGGAUCAAGGAUAUCAAUGAAAAUUUUUUAUUGAAUACAAUAUUACCCGUGGACGAUAAUAAAUGGCACUCCGUUGAAAUGAGAUUUAAAAAUACCGACUUAGUUAUAACCAUAGAUCACGUUAUACACCAAAGUAUCAAUUUUGGAACUGAAGUAAAACCAUUUACGUUCGAUAUUAUUGACAAUGAUAUAUUGCCAUUUAUCGAAAUCGGCAAAAAAUUUAUAGGAUGCAUUCAACAAGGUGCCAAUAUAGUUUUUAAUUCUCAGGAGUUAGCUAGCAAAUAUAUUGUGUGGGAUAAGUGCUUGCUUGAAGAAAAGGAGUGCGAACAUUGUACAGCAGUCAAUAAUUAUUGUAUGAAUGGAGGGAAAUGCAUAUCUAAUAGCAGUAAAGAAUAUUGCCUUUGCAAUGAAGGAUACCAGGGAGAAAGAUGCGAGUUAUUGACUCCUACAAACCCAUGUAAUCAUUCGCCAUGUUUAAACAAGGGUCUCUGUCUUUUUAAUUUUUCGUUUGGAAACUUUAGCUGCCUAUGUACCAAAGGAUACGAGGGAGAUAAUUGUGAAAAAAAUAUCAACGAAUGCGAUUUAGAAUCUUGUCUAAAUGGAGGAACUUGCGCCGAUAUGGAUGGAUCCUUUAAAUGCACUUGCCCUCCUCCAUUCACUGGGAGCGUGUGUGAACUUUAUAACAAUCCAUGCUUAUCAAAACCGUGUAAAAAUGGGGCCACUUGUGUGCUUGUUCAGAAUCAAUAUCAAUGCCAAUGCACAUCUUUAUAUUCUGGAGUCAAUUGUGAGGUACCUGUAUCACAAUGCAAGUCCAUAUCAUGUCCACCUAAUUCAUACUGCGUUAAGACAAAUGGCGAGAUUAAAUGCAAAUGCCAUAAUACCUACACCGGAAAUAAUUGUGAUAUAGAUGUGAAUGAAUGCGAAUCAAAAAUAAAACCUUGCCAAAACGGUGGGCAAUGCAUGAACCAAAUAGGCGAUUAUAAAUGUGUCUGCUCAUCUGAUUGGAUGGGAAAAAACUGCAGCCAAAAUUUUGAUCCAUGUGCCAGUGAUCCAUGUCUUAACCAAGGUGUUUGUAUGAGUCAUAUCGGAAAUUCCACAGAGAGGAAGAAUUAUGAAUAUAAUAAUGAAAAAGCAUUGAUUGAACAAUAUGAAUGUGUUUGCAGAGAUGGAUAUGAAGGCAAAAAUUGUGAAGCAAAUAUUGAUGAUUGUCUAGGUGUGCUUUGUCCUCCGGGGAAGAUAUGUAGAGAUAGAUUAGGAUAUUUCCAAUGCGUAUGUCCAAAGGGAUAUGAAGGGCCUAAUUGCAAUGUAAAUAUAAACGAUUGUGAACCUAACCCAUGUCAUAACAAUGCCCUAUGUAUUGAUCAAAUAGACGAUUUUACUUGUAAAUGUCCCAGCGGUUAUAAAGGUUUGUUAUGUGAAGAAGAUAUAGAUGAAUGUGAAGCAACAAAUAUUUGCAAAAAUGGAAUUUGUUCCAAUAGCUUUGGUACCUAUUCAUGCUAUUGUAUCCCUGGGUUCACAGGUAAGCAUUGUGAAAUUAAUUUUAAUGAAUGUGCCUCGCAACCUUGUUAUAAUGGAGGAACUUGUAGUGAUUUGGUCGAUAAAUAUGCUUGUUAUUGCAAAUCAGGAUUUACUGGUAAGGAUUGUGAGAUCAAUAUUGAUGAAUGUUCUUCCAAUCAAUGUUUAAACAAUGGAAAUUGUACGGAUCUUAUUAAUGGAUUUAAAUGCAUAUGUCAACCAGGAUUUUCUGGAAAUUUAUGUGAAGAAAAUAUUGAUGAAUGUUUAAAUCAUCCUUGCCUAAAUGGAGGAAAGUGCAUCGAUAAAAUAAACAGGUUUGAAUGUAAUUGCGAAAACACUGGUUAUCAAGGACGUUUAUGUGAUUUAGAUAUUAAUGAAUGCCAAACAAAUCCUUGUCAUAACGACGGAAUUUGUAUCAAUCUACAAAACGAUUAUAAUUGCAAUUGUGUAGAUGGAGUUGAAGGAAAGAAUUGCGAGAUAGAUAUAGACGAAUGCCUUUCUCAGCCCUGUUUAAACGGCCUAUGUCAUCAAAGAUUUAUUAACACAUCCCUGAAUGAAUUGGACGGAUCAACAGUCUAUAAGAUGACACCUAUUGCUGGGUAUGACUGCAAAUGUAAUCCUGGUUUUAAUGGUACAAAUUGUGACAUAAAUAUUGAUGACUGCGUCUCCAAUCCAUGCUUACAUGGUGCUUGCAUUGACAGAAUAAACGAUUUUCAAUGUGCAUGUGAUUCGGGAUAUGAGGGAAAAUUGUGUGAUAUCGAAAUCAAUGAAUGUUUUAAUUUAAAACCUUGUUUAAAUGGGGGAACUUGCAAAGAUCUCGUGAAUAAUUAUACAUGUAAAUGUACUAAAGAUUAUUCCGGGAGAAAUUGCGAUAUCAGACUUAAAGGAUGUGUUGAUCAUUUAUGCCCCGAAAAAACUGAGUGUAGGCCAUAUUUAAAAAAUAAUAACGAGCAUCUUUAUGAAUGUCAUUGCUUACCCGGGUUUUCUGGUAAAAAUUGUGAUAUUGUUACCCUUGUGUCUUAUUUUGGGACGAAUUAUUCAUAUGAUAGUAACAUGAAAAUGAACACUAGUCAAAAAAAUAUAUUAACAUCUACUGAACAAAUCGAAGUAGGCAAAAUCAAUCGAAAUAAUAUGGGGUCAUUAAAUUUAAUUGUCAUUGAAAAAUCAAACAACACAACAUUUGAUACUAAAAUUAUGACGUCGACCCCUAAUGAUAUAGGCAUAACAAAUGAAAAUUCAUCGUCAAAUUAUUCGAUAUUUUUGUCAACACCGCGUCGAAAGAGAAGCUUAGCUACAACAAAUGAAAAGCAGUUGACCAUAUCUUCAUCCUUUAUCCGAGUUCCUUUAUCUGCAACAUCAGCUUAUAAUGGCUAUGAUCAUAACUGGAGUUCUGAAGAUAAAAUGGAAAAUCAUUAUUCUUUAAAUCUAUACUUUCAGUUUACUACCACAUUAAAAACUACAAACCUUCUAGAUAUUAUUAAUGAACCAUAUGCUAACGAGAAUGAUUUUCAUAAAGGUCACGAAAAACAAAGUUUAUCUUAUAAUUAUAUCAAUCUCCGAAUUUUAGAUGGUAAAUUAAUCGCUUCGUCGUUUAUUUAUUCUUCUAAUACAAGUUCAAAUCUUGAUAAAACGGAUGAAGAACUAUUCCAAUCAAGUAAUUUUGUGGACAGGUUAGAUUGGCAAACUGUGAUUAUCAAUUUUACAAAAAGUCAAUUUAUAAUCGUUUUGGAAAAUGAAGAAAAUAUCAUACCAAUGAAUAUUAAACAUCCGAUUAGUUAUAUACAAUUUGGAGGAACAGAAGCAAGCAAUCUUAUGUUCUCAGUGAAAAACUUUAUUGGAUGCAUGCGAGAUAUAAAUGUAAAUGAAAAUUUAAUAAUGCCUGGAUACAAGGAUAUUAUUUCUAACAAAGUAGAAAAUUCGUGUAAUAGGUUAAAGCAAUGUUACGAAACAAGCUGCUCUGGUAACGGACAAUGCGUCGAUAAUUGGUAUUCUUAUUCUUGUAUAUGUCAUCGACCACAUCAUGGACAUGAUUGCAAAUUAAAUUACGAUGAAAUCACGUUCAAUCACGAAAAAAACAAAAGUUUUCUACUAGUUUCAAAGAAUAAAAAUCAAAAUAAUCAGUCCUUAAUAUCAGACUUGGAUAUCUCUUUUUUUAUAAAAACCCGCGAAAAAAACGCGUUUUUGUAUUUAGUGACACCUCAAUCCUAUAUUGAAGAAGUAAAAAAUAUGAGUAACGUAACCUUAGAAAGGUACUUAUUAGAAGUAAGCCUACAUGAAGGGAAUUUACGGGUUAUAUUGUUGGAUGUGUCGACAAAUAUAUCGAUUUCUAUGCUGAGCACGGAUGUUAAACUGAUUGAUGAAUCUUACCCUUUUGUUAGGAUGUUAAAAAAUAAGGCAGAUUUGCAAAUCAUCAUAUCUAAAAAACAAUUUAAACAGCGAUAUUUUUUCCCAACCGAUUUCCCAUUCAAUAUUCAAAACUUAUUUAUUGGUGCACUAACUCCUAGUUAUGAUAAGUUAUUCUUCAAUUCAAACCGUUUUAAUUUCACGAAUUUUAAAGGUGCUAUAUGGGAUUUAAGAAUUGGUAAUGAUGUGAUUCCUCUUAAAAAUUUUACUAUCGAAAACCAUAUUUUUUCUGUGCAAAAUCAAUUUUUAACUGAGAAAUAUGAUUUAAAGGAUGUACAAAAUUUGACUUUUGGUUCUCCUUCAGACGACACAUGUCUUUCUAUGCCAUGUUUGAACGUGGCAAAAUGCCUUAUAACUUGGAAUGACUACUCAUGCGCCUGCCAACAAGGGUACAAAGGGAAAAAUUGUGAAAUUUAUGAUUUGUGUGAAUCGAUUAUCUGUCCAAUUGGCACCUACUGCUCAUUAAUUUCGAAUACAAGCUCUGAAUGCACAGAAUUAAUUACAUUUGACGGAUUAAACAAUCAAGCAAUCAUUUAUGAAGCCUUGCCCAAAGAAAAAUACAAUACCUUAAUAGAAUUAAUUAAGGAUUCUAAUCAUAAUUUAACAAUGAAUCUUAGAUUCAGAACGCGAUCAUCAGAUUGUUUAUUGCUCUAUAUGCUAAAUACUAAAAAUAAACAAUACCUAGCUAUUCUAAUUGUGGAAGGAAAAGUUGUCAUGAAAUACGAUUUUGAACAUAAUGAUCGAAGCGCCAGAUAUCUUAAUUCCACUAAUAUUGUUUCUAAAGGUGAAUGGGUAUACCUGAAUUUAAUCUUUGGAAAAGAUUUUGUUAUAUUGGACUCAAAUAAUUUUCUUUAUCACAUGAACAAAACUAAUCAAAUCUCUGAAUUUGUUUUCACUAGUAAUAGAAUAUUUCUAGGUGGAAUGGAUGAUUCUGUAGACAAUGAAGUUUGGGGAAAUUUAAUCUUAAAUCCUUAUAAAGGUUGCUUGAAGAAUAUGUUUAUAUGGGUUUGGAAUACGAAGAUAAUUUUAACAUUAUCCAAAUUGCAAUGGAUAAAUGAUACAGAUAUAACUAUAUUGCUGCAACCUUUGACUGUUACGGGAACAAGAGAAGGCUGUUUAUACAAAAAGACAUGUAAACCUGAUUCUUGUAAAAAUGGAGGGACAUGCACAGAUAUUUUUCACGCAUACAAUUGCACUUGCCCCCCAGGAUUUAACGGUUCUGUAUGUCAAAACAAUAUUGAUGACUGUUUUCCUGCUGCUUGCCUAAACGGGGUAUGCAAGGAUGGUAUCAACAAUUACGAAUGCGUGUGCUCUCCUGGAUACACGGGGAAAAUGUGCGAAAUCAAGAUCGAUCCUUGCAAAAACAGUAGGUGUGAAAACGGAGGCAAAUGUAGGGCUAUAAAUGAAUUAGACUACACGUGCGAGUGUGGAGGAGACUCUAUGUUUAUUGGGGACCUCUGUCAAAUUCCAAUUAAUUAUAAUUGUGACAAUGGAAAUAUUUGCGAAAACAAUGGUCUAUGCAAAAAUGGCGAAUUUUUCCUGAAUGAUGAUUUAAAUAAAGUAAAAUCCUUUAACUGCUUAUGCUCAAACGGUUAUGAAGGUUUAUUAUGCGAGAAGAAACACGAUUAUUGUAAAUCGAACAAAUGUGUUAAUGGAACUUGUGAACCAAAUGCACUAUCUGAAAAUUACACUUGUACAUGUAUACCUGGAUAUCAUGGAAUUUAUUGUAAUCAAGAUAUCGACGAAUGCUUAGAAAAUCCAACCUUGUGUCAGAACAAUGGCACGUGCCAUAACACGAAUGGGAAUUAUAGCUGCGUGUGUAAGAAAGGUUGGAAAGGAAACUCUUGCGCUAUUGAUAUUGAUGAAUGCUCUAAUGGUGAACUAUAUCCUUGCCAAAAUGGAGGGCUAUGUGAAAAUUUAUUAGGAAAUUUUUCCUGUAAUUGCCACAACACAGGUUUUGUAGGUCGAUUUUGUGAAAAUGAUAUCAACGAAUGUCUAGACCCAUCUUUAAAUCUAUGCACUGAAAAUGGACGAUGUAUCAAUACUAUCGGAUCUUAUCAAUGCGAGUGUCAUCAAGGGUAUUCAGGAAUAAAUUGUGAAUCGGCCAAUUGCUCGUUAAUACAAUGCCAAAAUAAUGGUACUUGUCAAAUUAACGAAAAGAAUAACACUUGGAGAUGUAUAUGUUCUCACAAUAGCUAUGGUUUAUUCUGCGAAAAUCUCAGUUUUUGUCUCUAUGAACCAUGCGUUUCGGGCAUAUGUUACAACAAACCGAAUCCUUUAUAUGGGUUGAACUACACUUGCGAAUGUGAUAGCAGCCAUGGCGGUCCCAAUUGUUCCGAACCAUACGGCUUUUGCUUGACAAAACCCUGCGGUCCAGGCACCUGUUUUAACAAGCCGAACACUGAAUUCAAUCUGAAUUACACUUGUCAGUGCCCUGCUAAUUUUACGGGCCCUAAUUGUGAACCUUUAGAUCGCUGCGAAAAGAAUUUAUGUGUAAAUGGAGACUGCAUCAACAAUUUCUUCAAUUAUACCUGUAAAUGUCUGCCUGGAUAUUCGGGCAUAUAUUGUUCAAUAAAUAAUAACGAUUGUGAACCUAAUCCUUGCAAUAAUUCGGGAAAAUGUUUUGAUGAAGUUAAUUCCUUUAAAUGCUUAUGCGAUGGAACUGGUUACGCGGGACCUAUUUGUGCUGAUGAUGUGAAUGAAUGCAAUCAAAAUCCAUGCAAAAACAAUGGAACUUGCAAAAAUCUCCCCGGAAAAUACAAAUGUGAUUGUCCAAAUCAUUUAGGCGAAAACUGCGAGAUAAUUAAUCCCUGCGUUCCAAAUCCAUGUCAAAAUGGUGGAAAGUGUAAAACUGCCAUAGCAAAUAACUUUGUCAUAUCAGAAUGCGACUGCAUUGAAUCAUUUAGUGGAGAAAUUUGUCAAAAUGACCCUGACGCUAAACCAUUAGUUGGGAAUAGGAGAAGUAGAAAGGUGGCGGCAUCUUUAAUUGCGGGGCCCAUCGCCGCUAUCCUACUUUUUAUCGGUCUUGUAGCACUUAUAGCCUUCAUAUUAACUGCCAAAAAAAAAAGGGCUACUAGAGGGGCUUACAGUCCUUCUAAACAAGAGGUCACUAGCUCACGCGUCGAAUUAGAUCAUGUACUUAAACCUCCUCCUGAAGAGAGACUAAUAUAAUUCAAUCUUUCCUAUAAUGACAUUCGAAAUUGAGUAGGUUCCCAAGGCCGAAGAAUUACCAUUUAAUAAUCAUUUUAUCACCAAUUCACUCAGUUUGAAUAAAAUCCGAGCCUAUAUUUUAAUGAAUAUGUAUUUAUUAAUAUGUUUUUUAAAUAUAUUUAUGCACGGUUGAUAACACAUUGUGAUAUUUUAUAUAAUUUGUAUGAAAUAAUAUGCCUUAAUUUUAUACAUGAUUUUAUAAACCAUAUAUUAAUGGUCUUUUUAAUUAUUUAUUUUUAAAAUUUUACACAUUCCAUGUAGAAA